Ailuropoda melanoleuca (giant panda) is the source of this 1354-nucleotide messenger RNA. RefSeq names its product STEAP family member 1 (gene STEAP1). The transcript is spliced from 5 exons. Bases 163 to 1182 code for a protein of 339 amino acids. Lineage: Eukaryota; Metazoa; Chordata; Mammalia; Carnivora; Ursidae. Gene Ontology annotation, cellular component: plasma membrane; endosome. The record is from RefSeq and is a predicted model, not a curated record.
GCCAUUUACAAAGAGGCGGGGUCUGCACGGGAGAGCAGGCUUCACGCUCCGGGGCUCGGACACCGCGUGGGGCUAGCACGUCCCCGCAGCAGCUGCGCCGCAACUUACCGUCUGGUCGCGCCGAGGAGCGGGUGGCUGGCACUAUUCUAGUCUACAGAAUUAAUGGAGAGCAGACAAGACAUUACAAACCAAGAACAACUUUGGACAAUGAAGCCUAGGAGAAAUCCAGAAGAAGAUGAUUAUUUGGAUAAGGACUCGGGAGAGACCAGCAUACUGAAAAGACCUGUGUUUUCGCACAUGCGCCAUACCACCCACUUUGAUGGAUUUGAUUGCCCCACUGAGCUUCAGCACAAACAGGAACUCUUUCCAUUGUGGCGCUGGCCAAUUAAAAUUGCUGCUGUCGUAUCAACUCUGACUUUUCUCUACACUCUUCUGAGGGAAAUAAUUCACCCUUUUGUAAUGUCUCACCAACAGUAUUUUUACAAAAUUCCAAUCCUGGUCAUCAACAAAGUCUUGCCAAUGGUGUCUAUCACCCUCUUGGCACUGGUCUAUUUGCCGGGGGUGAUAGCAGCCGUUGUACAGCUUCAUAAUGGAACCAAAUAUAAGAAAUUUCCACAUUGGUUGGAUAGAUGGAUGUUAACAAGAAAACAACUGGGGCUCCUCAGUUUCUUUUUUGCCAUGCUGCAUGCCCUUUAUAGUUUAUCAUAUCCGAUGAGGCGAUCCUAUAGAUACAAGUUGCUCAACUGGGCCUAUCAACAGGUCCAACAAAAUAGAGAAGAUGCCUGGAUCGAGCAUGAUGUUUGGAGAAUGGAAAUCUACGUGUCCCUGGGAAUUGUGGCACUUGCAAUCCUGGCUCUGUUAGCUGUCACGUCUGUUCCAUCUGUGAGUGACUCUUUGACCUGGAGAGAAUUUCACUAUAUUCAGAGCAAGCUGGGAAUUGUUUCCCUUCUGCUGGGCACAAUACAUGCAUUGAUUUUUGCCUGGAAUAAAUGGGUAGAUAUAAAACAAUUUGUAUGGUAUACACCUCCAACUUUUAUGAUAGCUGUCUUCCUUCCGAUUAUUGUCCUGUUUUGCAAAGCCAUACUAUUCCUGCCAUGCCUGAGGAAGAAGAUACUGAAGAUUAGACAUGGUUGGGAAGAUGUCACCAAAAUUAAUAAAACUGACAUGUCUUCCCAGUUGUAGAAUUACUGUUGACACACAUUUUUGUUCAAUAUUAAUAUUUUACCAUAAACGUUUCAGAUUUGUAUUUGUUUAAUAAAAUGACCACUUGAGGGUCUUAAUGUAUCUCUUUGUUUAGGAGUCAUGAGUUUGAAGUGUGUGUAGUUCUUUGUAGGUUUGAUUCAAAGCAAUAAAU